AUGAGCCUGGGACAGGAUGUCAUUGUUGGCCAGUCGGUCAAGGGUGCCAUCGAAGAGGACGACAAACUCCUGUACAACUACGUCUAUGAUUCACCUGCACAUGCUGCCUCGCGACCCCGACAUACCGACCCGGCUAGCUCUUCGCGCACACACACACACACACAACCUUGGUCCACAGGGGCCUCUGUGCAAUCUCUUAUAACGAAGAGCAACGAAGCAAAAGAGCGACAUGAUUUUGAUAAAGCCAAGUCUCUACUACUUCAGAUCCCAGACAAGACAAUCCUCGAACCUCUCCUCGCGGCCUUAGACAUAGCUCGCGAAAGUCUCAUACAAGCCAACAAAGACUUCGGAGGAGAAGCCAAAAAAGCCGAGAUGAAAGAAUGGGAACUUGAAAAAACAGAAGAAUAUAUAGAGCAGCUUAAGGAAUAUCCCGAUCCAUGCUUUGAGCCGGUGGGGCUUGACCACAAUUAUGAGAAUGCAGAGAUGACUGGCAACCCGCGAAGGAUCGGUCAUCAUCAGGGGUUGUUUCGUGCCUACAAAAGGAAGUACGGGUCUUUCCGGGGCAAACCCGAUGGUUUUCGCAAGGCACAGAUUAUGGGUGCAGACAGGCGGAGUGCUCGUGACAAGGCUUGGUAUGCACACCCAACUCGUGCUAGGAAAACAGAACUUGAAUCUCAACCUCAAUCUCGACCUCAGCCUCAGCAAGUAGAUAUUGCCGAAGGACUCCGCGUGCUAGAGAGGGUGCAGACAGAAGCCCGACCUCAGCCUCAAUCCCCACAACCAGAUAUCGACCAGGACUCACCUUGCUAG
Molecule: messenger RNA, 810 nt
Organism: Penicillium hordei
Lineage: Eukaryota; Fungi; Ascomycota; Eurotiomycetes; Eurotiales; Aspergillaceae
Exons: 3
Coding region: 1-810 (269 amino acids)
Source: RefSeq, a predicted model, not a curated record